Fraxinus pennsylvanica is the source of this 372-nucleotide messenger RNA. The record is from the annotation of a GenBank genome assembly. NCBI's taxonomy places the organism in Eukaryota, Viridiplantae, Streptophyta, Magnoliopsida, Lamiales, Oleaceae.
AUGUCAGAUGCAAAUGUUGUGAAGUUCAGUAAUGAUGGAAGACUGCUUUUGACUACAUCAGAUGGGCAUAUUCACUUAUCGACAUAUAAUGUGAAGCCUUUUUCAAGUAAUUCAACUUUGGAGGCUUCUGAGGGAAUGUGUGUUAUAUCAGGUUCUGGUGAUAGUAGUGUUUAUGCUUGGAGUGUUCAGAGUGGAAAAGAAGUUGCCAGUUGGAUGAGUUCACAAGCCGAACCACCUGUAAUCAAAUGGGCUCCUGGUAAUGUUUGUAACUGGACGAAGAAAUGGGGUUUCGACAUGCUCCUGCCCAUAUGUUAUGACCCACUUGUAAGCUGCUUCUCAAAAUGCUAUGCCGCUUGUCUGGAGAUCUGGUAA